Messenger RNA from Cavia porcellus (domestic guinea pig), 5452 nucleotides. RefSeq names its product zinc finger protein 23 (gene Znf23). Gene Ontology annotation, molecular function: RNA polymerase II cis-regulatory region sequence-specific DNA binding; DNA-binding transcription factor activity, RNA polymerase II-specific. NCBI's taxonomy places the organism in Eukaryota, Metazoa, Chordata, Mammalia, Rodentia, Caviidae. The transcript is spliced from 6 exons. Gene Ontology annotation, biological process: regulation of transcription by RNA polymerase II. The record is from RefSeq and is a predicted model, not a curated record. Bases 831 to 2780 code for a protein of 649 amino acids.
GUGUUGCGCUGGUGCCAAACCUCUGGCUCUUUUCAGGACGCUCUUCCAUCCAGAGUAGAGCUGCUUCUGUCGCAGCCAGCUUUAUGCCCGAGGCUGAGCCCGGGAGAGAGAGCAAGGCGGCAGCCUGCACUCAUAUCCUCUUCCGUUCCCGCUUUGGACCUGGUGGUCGAGUAUGAACCGGCCCAUGGAAGGCGAAGUCCAUUAUUGAUGUAGCCAUCUCGCCCCGAGCAUCUAGCGCUUGAUCUGUUCGGGAAAGACGUGUCGGUAACGACAGAGGAUGGAAUGUUUGCGGAGGCGAAGUGUUCCGGGGUGAUCCCAAGUCUUUUGACAUGUUGAGGUCGUAUAGGGGUUCACAUGCGUUUCAAGUUUGGACUGAGUACGCACCCCGUCCCCGGCCCCACUCCUGACAUGGGAUCCCGAAUCGGACGAGAGGGAACGCGGCGAAAGCAGAGCCUUCCCUUCCAUGAUAGGAGCAGAAUAAGCCUUUCAGAGGGCACCUUCUGCUGGAGCGAUGCCAGGCCUCAAGGUCUCCACAGUAAGCCUGGGCCAUGCAGGAGGCUGACCUGCCAAACCUCCACAGAAGCAUUGGGGUUCAUGAAAACUCUCAGGACUGAAGGAGCAGCUCUGGCUCUUCUCUGAGAGGGACACUAGGUGAUGGCACCCGUGCUCCUCACUGCCUGGCCCCAGGGCCUCAUCCAUGGAAUUGGCCCUAGGGCAGCAGGAACCUGUUGUUUCAGAAGUUGGUGACCUUUGAGGAUGUGGCUGUGUACUUCACCGAGACGGAAUGGGAUGGCCUGUCCCCCGCACAGAGAGCCUUGUACAGGGAUGUAAUGCUGGAGAAUUAUGGGAAUGUGGCCUCCCUGGGGUUUCCACUUCUCAAGCCUGCUAUGAUCUCACAACUGGAGAGAGGUGGUGAGCUGAAGGGCCCAUCUCCACUGGCCACUGGAACUGGAACAGGCUCGCAGGGCCUCUGGCCUGUAGAUACUGACAUACAGACAAACAGUAAUUUGACAAAGAAAAUACAUGAAGAAAAGGAUGGCACAUCAUUUGAACUUCCAAGGGACAUUUGCCUGAAAACAGACUUUUCAGAAACAUAUAUGCCACAGCAACAACAAGAAGUCAGUUCAGCAGGAAAGGUAAAGAAGGAAAACAGAAACAGCAUGGAGGGCGCAGUGAAGGAUGAAACAAGCUCUAUGGAGGAGUGUUCCUUUAGUCACAGUGCAAGCUUUCUUCAGCAUCAUAGUAUCUCCACUGAACAGCAGCCCUCUGGUUGUUUAAGACUAAUGAAAGCUUUCAGCUUUGACACAGAACUUAUUAAGCAUGAAAUAAUUAAUACUGUGGAAAGACCUAUGAAAUGUGAAGAUUUAGUGGAAACCUUUAGAUUUGACUCUCAACAUAAUCAGCAUCUAGAAAACUGUAGUGAGAAGAAGGCUAAUCAGUGUGUGGAGUGUGGCAAGGCCUUCAGUGUUAUCACAGAAUUAAUUUGGCACCAAAGACUUCACAAUGUGGAGAAACCCUUCAAAUGUGUGGAGUGUGGGAAGUGCUUUAGUUACAGUUCCCAUUAUAUCACACAUCAGACAAUCCACAGUGGAGAGAAACCCUAUCAGUGUAAGGUUUGUGGGAAAGCCUUUAGUGUUAAUGGGAGUCUUAGUAGGCAUCAGAGGAUCCAUACAGGAGAGAAGCCCUAUCAGUGCCAGGAAUGUGGAACUGGUUUUAGCUGUAGUUCGGCAUAUAUUACACACCAGAGAGUCCACACUGGAGAGAAACCUUAUGAGUGCAGUGACUGUGGAAAAGCUUUCAAUGUUAAUGCAAAAUUAAUUCAGCAUCAGAGAAUCCACACUGGAGAGAAACCUUACGUGUGCGGUGAGUGUGGGAAAGGCUUCAGGUGCAGCUCUCAGCUUAGGCAGCAUCAGAGUAUCCAUACUGGAGAGAAGCCCUAUCAGUGUAAAGAGUGUGGAAAAGCUUUCAAUAAUAAUGCAAAACUCAUUCAGCAUCAAAGAAUACACACUGGCGAGAAACCCUAUGGAUGCAGUGAAUGUGGAAAAGCCUUCACUGUCAAAGGGAAGUUAAUUCAGCACCAGAGAAUCCACACUGGUGAGAAACCAUAUGGAUGUAAUGAAUGUGGGAAAGCCUUCAGGUGUAACUCUCAGCUUCGACAACAUCUGAGGAUCCAUACUGGGGAAAAGCCUUAUAAGUGUGAUGAGUGUGGAAAGGCUUUCAGUGUUAAUGCAAAACUAAUACAGCACCAGAGAAUCCACACCGGAGAGAAACCAUUUGAAUGUAAUGAAUGUGGGAGAUGCUUUACUUCCAAAAGAAACCUACUUGAUCAUCACCGAAUCCAUACCGGAGAAAAACCUUAUCAGUGCAAGGAAUGUGGCAAAGCAUUCAGUAUCAAUGCCAAGUUAACUAGGCAUCAGCGAAUACAUACUGGAGAGAAACCUUUCAAAUGUAUGGAGUGUGAAAAAGCAUUCAGCUGUAGUUCUGACUAUAUUGUGCACCAGAGAAUUCAUACUGGAGAGAAACCUUUUCAGUGUAAGGAAUGUGGGAAAGCCUUCCAUGUUAAUGCCCAUUUAAUUCGGCAUCAGAGAAGCCACACGGGGGAGAAACCUUUCCGAUGUGUGGAGUGCGGCAAAGGCUUCAGCUUUAGUUCUGACUGUAUUAUACACCAGACUGUCCACACGUGGAAGAAACCUCAUGUGUGUACUGUUUGUGGGAAAGCUUUCAGGUUUACCUUCCAACUUGGUCAGCAUCAGAGUGUCCAUAAUAAAGGCAAGUCUUAGUAGUGAGACGAAGGUGGGAACUCUGAAGGUUAAUGCUGAAAUGGAUUAUGCAUCAUCAGAUUCGCCCUGGAGAAAUACUCUGGAAGGGAAAUGGAUAUGGCAAAGUCUUCACAUGGAAACAUUUUUUUUGUUUUAUUUAAUUUUUAAUCAAGAAUGUAUCACCAGUUAAAUAUCUAAAAAUAAUAAAUGACUUUAUUUUGUACUAACAACCAACUAGAAAAUAUUGAAGAAAAUACCUUCCCAGCAGCAUCAAGAACAGUAGAUUUGCUAGGAACAAAUAAUUGUUUUAUGAAACCUAUAUGGUGAAAAUUAUAAUUCUUCACCAAGGGCUGCCAGAGGAAGCUUGAAUAAAUAGAAGGGAAAAAUGUGUUCUUACAUAGAAAAGUCCAUAUGACAUAGAUAUUUGCUGUACCUAAUUUAUUUCUGUUUAAUUUUUAGUAUAAGCAUGUGUUUUGUAAAGACGAAAAACAAAAUUUCACUUGAGUGAAAUACAAAAUGUUUCAAAGUAUCAGAUGAAUGCUAGAAACAAAAUACUGAUAAAUUGAACAUUCAAAUUUAUCUUUAAUGGUUUUGUUUUAAAUACUCCCAAAUAAAGCUAAAAGGGUAAAACAGAAGUUGGAAAUUUUGUAAAAUUUAUGAUAUAAAAGUAUAUGUAAUGUACAGAGGUUUUACAGUUAAAAGGAAGAUAAAUAGGUUAAUAAAAAUCAGCAAGUGACACUAACAAACAGCUUUUAAAAAUGUAAAAAUAACUAUCAAGGUAAAAGUGGUGUUCAUCUCAGUGGUACUCCAAGGAGUAAAAACUAAGAUUUUUUUUUCACAUAUUUGCUGUGUGUUUUAUCUGUGCCUAUAGACUACUCUCAAAAAUGGCAAUUACUGUAGAUACCCUUUCUGUAACCUAUAUGUACCUGUUAUGUAAAUAUAAACACCAUAGUAUGUUAAAGCAUUCUUAUUUUGUAGUAAUGAACUCCUCUACAAACAUAAUUCUUUUUAUUUUUUAAUUUUUAAAAAUUUUUUUAUUUUGAAAUGCAAAACAAGGGAUAGAAGUUAUACAGAAUUUAUUAAAAAUAGGAAAUUAAUAGUUAAUAUAUUGCAUGUUGUUACCUUAGAAGUUAUUCAGGUUAUAAGAUUCAGGCAUAAAGUGAUCAGACAAUGAAAACAUAAACUUUUUGAUGUACUAACAGAGCUUAGUGGUAUAGUUAUCUAUCUAGUAUAUAUAUGCAUACAUAUAUAUGUAUACCUAUAUACAUUUACUCUUUUCCCUUCCUUUCCCCUAUCGCAGUUGUUCUUUCAUUUUGAGCACUUUAUUUUCCUUUGAUUAUCACAAUAUCUUUUGUACAUUUUGGAUCUUCUUACUUUGAGUUUUUUUAUACAUGGAACAAUACAGUAUUUAUAAAUGUGAGUUUGAUUUAUUUCACUUAUGAGUGUAGUCUCAAGUUGCCUCCAUUUACCUAUAAAAGCCUUAAGUUUAUCCUUUAUAGUUGCAUAAUAUUCAAUUAUAUAAAAAUACCACAUCUUUUUUUAUCCAUUCCACGGUUGAUGGGCAUUUGGGUUAUUUCCAAUAUUUAGCUGUUACAAAUUAUGCUGCUGUAAAUAUUGGUGCACAAAUAUCGCUGUAUUGAAGACCUGAAAGAAGCUAUUUACCUUGGAUUCCUACUCAAGUGCUUGUCAAGGUCUCUGGCUUUUGGAAGUCUCAAGAUACCCUUCCAAUGAGCAUCUGCUCCUUUAAAGCAAUAAAUAAGUGAAGUUGCUUUGAAUGACAGUAAGUGGUGAUGGUGGAGGAUUGAAGAAUGCAUGCCCUGUGGAAAGAGGGCAGCCUCUGCAACAGCUGCAAGUUGUAGUGGGGCCUAGAGUAGGAUUAAGUUUUCAAAAAGUCAGAAAUUGAGCUUACAGAGUCUGAAAAAUGGGCCAGGAAUAUAGCUUAGUGGCACAAGCUCCUGCCUGGCAAGCUUGAGUUUGAUCUCAGGUACCAAAAAACAGCAACAACAAAAUCUGUCUUUCUCCCCUCCCCCAAUUGAGGUUAAGAUUGAUUGCUCCAGAAGCCUUAAACAGUUAAGCAGAAGUCCAUUUCUAGGUAAUAAUUUUCUGGAAUCUUAUAAAAGGUUCUAUGUGAACUCUUGAUAGAGAUAAACAUAUAAAGGAAAAUGGAUCAGCUGUUAAUGGGCAUAAAGGAAAACAGCACUUCCCAGUGCUCAGUGUGUGUUUCUGCAACUUGAAAUUCUUUUGUGGACACUGUGUCUUAGAAUUGAAAUUAUUCCUAACAACCAAGAGUAAAUGUAAACCCUACAGUUUAAGGGUUCAGUGCCCCUUUCCCCUAUGGUAACAGUCACAGUAGUAGAUCUGCAGGUUACUCACACUUCUGUCUGUCUUGGCUACAAAUUGAGAGUUUUGACUCAGGUUCAAUAAUUUCCUAUAAGAGACAAGACUUACAGAAAUUACCAGUUAUUAUGGACAUUGUAAAGGUUCAGAUAAGCAGAUGAGUUAGGGCAAGGUCCAGAGGGCAUCCCAAAUGCCCCUAAGGAAUUGAGGUGUACUGCCCUGUCUACCUGUGCAUGAGUCAUACCCCCUAACCUCUGUAAACCUAAUUGGUUUUGGUCUUUACAGAGAUUGCAUUAUGUACCGUGGUGGGUUAAAUCAUUGGCUACCAAUAAAUAAUUAAAUCUGUCCUUCCUAAA